This is a messenger RNA of Brachypodium distachyon (stiff brome), 2374 nucleotides long. Its product is annotated as oligoribonuclease. Gene Ontology annotation, molecular function: 3'-5'-RNA exonuclease activity; nucleic acid binding. The record is from RefSeq and is a predicted model, not a curated record. Lineage: Eukaryota; Viridiplantae; Streptophyta; Magnoliopsida; Poales; Poaceae. Bases 1294 to 2037 code for a protein of 247 amino acids. Gene Ontology annotation, cellular component: mitochondrion. The transcript is spliced from 8 exons.
GAACGGAUUCCACCCUUUACUUAAUCUUCCCGAAUUCGUAACUGGGGCAAAAAUCAAGGUAGGGCGGCCGACCUACCUUGCCCUAGUUGGUCGUCCGCCCGUGGUGGGAGAACUAUGAAUAUGUAAAUACUGUCCAAAACCCCCUCGGGCUCCAUUUGAAGUCGAGCUAGAAAGCCAAACAAUCAUCUUGUUCAAUCCUAAUACAUCCAGUAGAGAUAUGUCUAGUACAGGGACAAAUGAUCAAAAUAGUGACCCGUUGUGUUCUUUGACUGUGUCUUGUGGUUUGGUCUUGCAAAUUUAUUUCAGAGAAUUAUUGGAUUCAUAGGGAGAAUUAUACUAUAGGGAACUGGCUUAGCAGAGCACUGAAGCAGAGUCGGCAGACAUACCGGGGAAAUGACAUCAUGGGAUUAAUACACUAAUUUUUUAGUAAGUGCACCAAAGUUCACCAUUGGUUCAUCUAUGCAGAAAUGGCGAUUCUCUUAUUAUGGCACUAGUCGAUUAGUGUAUGAUGCCCAUCAAUUUUGCUUGCCAGAACGCAACAAGAGCUCUGAGGUCCCACAUCUGGAUACUACCAACUGUUGCUGGCUUGCUGCCACUUUAGCAAAAUUUCAGGUCUACAUCCCUAGUGAUACUAGCCCCAUAGCUAUGCAAUCUACCAGGAACCUAGAUUGUUGAAUGAAAAAGGUGAGACACACUCCAUCCAAGUCAAUAGUGAAGCAAGUGAAGAGGGAAAUCCAUCCUUGUUUACCUCAAUUUUAGCCAAGGGCCUCGGUGGCCAGUGUAAGGGGCACCAUCAGCUCCUCUGCUGUGAACAGGCGGUCUGUUCCUCCGAUUGUGAGGAGAGGGAGGUUUGGGCCAACGAACAUCUUGGGGUUCUGGUUUGGGUCAAACCAAGUCUAGCAGUUGAGUGCGACCAGGCCAGAAGGGGAAGAAAAAAUUGGGUAAAUGAGAGAAAUUGGGAGGACAUAAGGGGAUAAGUACUAUAACUAAAAAGAGCAAAUGUUCAACCCAAAGAAAGUAAAACAAUGAUAAACAAUAAUUCCUUGUGUUAUGAGGGACAAAUAAUAGAGGUGUGGCUACCGGAUAGGUAAAUGAUUAACUUUCUCUUUCUAAAAAUCUUACCAUUUUCCUUGCAGGCACACUAGCUUUCUUGCCGGGAUUAUGAAAACCAUGACUAUACUAGUUUGUUGCGUUUAUUGUUACCAAUGUGUGCUCAUUUUUAAUCCAGAAGUUUGGUGCUUGGUUGAUGCAGCAACAGGUACUUGGAUAGAGUAGGCAGCAGGAAAUUGGGAAAUGAGUAAGCUUGCAAAUGCGUUCUCGCUUCUUAAUUUAGAUGGUGAAGAUGAUGAUGAAGAAGAAGAAGUAACCAAAACAUCUACCAGUAUAGAAGAAACUGCUGCCAACAAAGCUGAUAAAGGUGUGAAGAACGACACAACUGUAGUAAACUAUAAUGAAGGAACUCUUGCAUCAUCGUCUGGUGGUUACAGGAUGCCGUUGGUGUGGAUAGACUUGGAAAUGACUGGUUUGGAUAUUUCGAAAGAUCGGAUAUUGGAGAUCGCUUGCAUUAUAACGGAUGGUAAACUUACAAAACAAAUAGAGGGUCCUGACUUGGUUAUAAACCAGAGCAAAGAUUGCUUAGAUAAUAUGGGUGAAUGGUGCAAAACUCAUCAUGCAUCUAGUGGAUUGACCGAGAGAGUACUGCAAAGUGAGAUUUCAGAGCAUGACGCAGAGAAACAGGUGUUAGAUUUCCUCAUGAGGCAUGUAGGUUCAGGCACUCCAUUAAUAGCUGGGAAUUCUGUUUACGUGGAUUUACUCUUUCUGAAGAAGUAUAUGCCACAGCUUGCAGCCAUCUUCUCUCACGUAAUUGUUGAUGUGAGCAGUAUAAUGGCUUUGUGCAUCCGUUGGUACCCUAAAGAAAGGAAACAAACUCCUAGAAAAGAAAAAACCCACAGGGCGAUGGAUGAUAUCAAAGAAAGCAUCGCCGAGCUGAAAUACUACAAGGACAACAUUUUCAAACCACAGAAAUCUAAGAAGUAGCAACAUGGAUGGAGCAUAGAAGACUUCUUUAUGUUGAACAUUGGAUAGUCAGGAUUGAAAAGGAAUUUUAGGACAAUUUUUCGGUGCUCCAUUUUGAUCUCAUAUCAAUAGCGCCCCUCUUCUGCACAUUGAUUGAUCAGGAUGUAUGACUAUCCACAUGCUGUUCCAGACUAACAGGUGUAACUUGCAACUGGUCCUCUGUGUACCAUCUGCUGCCCCAAACUCAUAACUGCAUGCUGUCCUGUUUUCGCAAGCCAACAUUUUGGUGAAGGCUUUGAUUGCCCAUGAGGCAAGAAAAAUGAAAUUGGGUUGUUGGAGAGACAUAUAUUUUUCAAAA